Molecule: messenger RNA, 2541 nt
Organism: Symbiodinium sp. CCMP2592
Lineage: Eukaryota; Dinophyceae; Suessiales; Symbiodiniaceae
Source: the annotation of a GenBank genome assembly
AUGAAUUUCGGCAGGCCUACACCCUUCCCGCGGGACGAGGACGAGAUAAGCCCUGAAAUAGGCGGCCAAGAUCAGAUCGAAGCUGACAUUAUGCACUUUGACGAAGAGGAGCAGCGGCUCAUCUCGGAUAUCAUGACGGUCGUCCCAGGCACCGUGGCAGACCCAGCGGAGGUCGAGCCCGAGCAAAGAGCCGACGGGACACUGCCUGAGGACAUGCCCUCAGCGGAGGCGAAAUCCAGAGCGGAAAGUGGCGAGGAAAAGAAGGAGACGGAGGAGUUGCAGAAGGACUUUUUGUCGGCGUUGGCGAUGGAUGAGGUAGAGGUCUCCAGCGUGCUGUCGGAUCUGAUAGAUGCGGCUGGCGAGAUGGGAGAGAUUGAUAUGGUUUCAAGAAUACUGGCUACCGAGAAGGUGGACAUCAACGAGUGCAGUUAUAUGGGGCGAAAUGCACUCCACGAGGCAGCUCGGUGUGGACACCCAGACAUAGUCAAGCUCCUGCUGGAUUCGCGAGCCGACAUCGAGGCGCACAUCACCCAAGACUUCGGCCGCUUUGGCUUGAAGACGGCCGCCGACCUGGCAGCAUACUGUGGAUGUUUACAUGCCUUCAAGGUCCUCCGCGAGUACAACGCUUCCGUGAGUGCCGUGACGCUCACUUGCCUACUCCGUGGCGAAGGCCCUCGCUACACCGAGGCUGUUGAGGCGUUGCUCUCCGAGGCCAAGGCCCAACCUGGACAAGCCAGGCUCCGAGAACACCUCCGAGUACUGCUGCUCCCCUCCUGUGACCUGGAGAACGACUUUCCGGCGGGUGCAGCAGCAGCUGCAGCAUCUGGUGCCCUCAACGAGCAGAACCUUUUCGAGGCUGCCGAGGUGGGCGUGACUGUACUGGGGAUGCCGCUGCUGGCCCCGGUGGCACGGGCGAGGAUGGUCUUGGCUGCAGUGGCCGAGACCGCCAAUGAGGAAUCGGUUGCCACUGACACGGUCGAUGCGCUGAUAUCGGCGGCAUGGCUUCAGAUGCGUGCUUCCACAGCAGCGGACAUACUGCUGAUGUUGGUGAGCGUGGUGUGCUUGUGCCGGGUCAGCUACGCCUACCGCUACGGAGGCAUAGAUGCCAUGCCAGCUUUGUGGACUUUGACGCUGAUCCACUCGAAGGAGGCUCUCGAGUGGCUGGCGCAGGCUGCUUCCCUCUUCUGGAGCCAAUGCUGCGGAAGCCGGAAGUCCGAAGAUUCCGCUCUGGGCCUCGAGUCCUUGGCGGACCUGCUGUACCUGGUCUUGGGCUAUUUGAGCAUCUGGUCUCAGAUGGAGCAAGAAGAGCUGGAUCAGAGCUUUAUGCCAGUUUUUUCUGCCAUGUCUUGGCUGAGACUCCUCUACAGCCUGCGCGGCGAGCGGUGGCUGGGGCCUCGUCUGCUACCCAUCCUGUCGGCGGUCAGGGAUACGUGGUCCUUUUUUCUUGUGACCGUCCUGUGCCUAGCAUCGGCGACACAUGCCUAUUUCAUCUUAAACCCUAGAGGGGAAGACCCACUACCCAUAUACUCUGCCUUCACCCAUACUGUACGCCUUGGGAUUUUUGGCGACUUCGACCUCUUCGAGUACCAGGGACAAGACACAACCUUCGCAGUUGACGCUACAGGUGAGUGGGUGCCCAAUGACCCCGUCCCCGAGGAAAUCGGCUCUUUCUCCUUCGUGUACCUGCAGGUCAUCUUCUUCGUCACAGGCGUCGGAAUUACCAUCCUGCUCAUGAACUUGCUGAUCGGCGUCCUGGGCCAGAACUACGAGAUCCACACGGAUCGGGCGCAGGUCCUCUUCGUGAGGGCCCGGGCGCGGAUGCUUUUGGAGCACCGAAGUCGACCCCAGGCCCAGCUCCAGAGACUCCAUCGGAGGCUCCUCAAAGGGAGGAAGACGAAGACGAAGAGCACUUCGGAGCCUCGGGACGAAGCCGAGGAGGAGGUCCGAGAGGAGGAGGCCCAGGAGGAAGAGAGCUUCCCCAGGAGCGAGAUGGGCACGUGCCAUUUUUGCAUGGCCGUGACGGUGCUCCUAUGCUUCCUGCCAAUCAUGUUUACUGUGAUCGGCUCUCGCCACUGGGACGCCGUCCUUGGCCCCGUGCGCCGCAUUGUGUUUCAGUACAGCACACUGACGUGUUUGCUGUUCCUGAUCUUCCCGGUCCUCCUCGCAGUGUCAAUGCUGGUGGCUCUGCCCGUCGCGCUCGGCUUGGGGAGUUUCUGGCUCCUCGGCUUCCGCAUCGAGGGCAUGCAGUACGCCAUGAACCUCACUCUUUUCAGGGUUUUCGGGAAUGAGCCGGCUCCAAAGUGCACCAUCUAUGCGGUGGUCCGGACCGAGUCGGGUGUUGACGAGCUGCGCGGCAUGCGGACCGAUCUGAAGGAUAAAAUGCAGAAGCUGGAGGAGGUCUUGCAGAAGCAAGACAAAGCUCACAAGGAGAGUCUGGCAGAGCAGAAGGAAUCGAUGCGGAACGUGCAGCAGAAGAUGGACAAGAUCCUGAUGCUGCUCGCAGGACAACCAAACCCUUCCGCCGCUCCACCAGAAGGCUGA